UCCUCGGCGUCUCGCUUCCGCUGCAAUCCACCGUGCUCUAUCUCCUUUCCCGGUCCCAGGGGCGGAGCCUCCGCUUGCUCCCGCCUUGAAGAUUCGAUCGUCGCCUGAAUCCUGAUCGGCGGCGGCCAUGGGCUGCGCUGGAUCCACACUCAAAGUUGAUGAGAGCAGUAAGAAUCUAAGGAAGCCUAAGCCUUGGAAGCACACUCAGCCAAUAACACCAGCGCAACUCAAACAGAUGAGGGACGAAUUCUGGGACACAGCUCCACACUAUGGUGGACAGAAAGAGAUUUGGGACGCACUCAGGGCCGCUACAGACGCCGAUUUAACUCUUGCGCAGACCAUAGUGGACAGUGCUGGAAUCAUCGUUUCGAAUCCUGACCUCACGCUUUGUUACGACGAGAGAGGUGCAAAGUACGAGCUGCCCAAUUACGUUCUGAGUGAGCCGACAAACCUGAUCCGUGAUGGUUGAACAAAUAAAAACUCGGCGUCGACAUAAAACGGACGUGCACACGUUUGAGGAGAGUAGUAUAUAAAGCAGAUCGAUCCGUGUAAGUUACGUAAAAUCGUUCAUUUGUCACUGGUUCGGGGUAGUAUUCAUAUCAUAUCGAUGGAAUGGGUCGUAGAAGGUCAUUGGCUAUCAACAGUUAGGCUGCUGGCUAUUGCUAUUUGCUAGGCCCUGUUGCAGGGCUGUUGUAGUCCUUGAGCUGUCUAUAUGUACCCCUUUCCUCUGUCCUGCUGAAGAGAGCUGCACCAGUGGUGUCACUGUGAUUUUGACCUAUGCGUUGCGCUUGCGGGUUGCUCUAUAGCAAUGAUAAUGGGGACAGAGUGCUUGAUUGCUUCUUGAUUUGUC
This is a messenger RNA of Triticum dicoccoides, 850 nucleotides long. Its product is annotated as ubiquitin domain-containing protein 1-like. The coding region runs from base 128 to 469 and encodes 113 amino acids. The record is from RefSeq and is a predicted model, not a curated record. Lineage: Eukaryota; Viridiplantae; Streptophyta; Magnoliopsida; Poales; Poaceae. The transcript is spliced from 4 exons.